Molecule: messenger RNA, 1332 nt
Organism: Effrenium voratum
Lineage: Eukaryota; Dinophyceae; Suessiales; Symbiodiniaceae
Source: the annotation of a GenBank genome assembly
AUGCUGAAAUAUCUGAAGUCGACGGUUUGUGCUGUCGCGGGGCUUGCUCUGGGGGCCACGGCCGCCCUUGCCAAUCCCUAUGAGGAGUUUGCCAGUGAGACGCUGGUCGUCAAUUUCCCGGCGCAUCCGCAUUUCGAUGCGGUCAUGAAAGUCCUGCCGGAGUUCACCAAGGAAACCGGUAUCCGGGUUGAGGUUGAUCAGCUUCAGUAUCUCAAGAUGCGCGAGCGUCAGACCCUCGAACUGACCAAGAACCGUGGCGAUUAUGACCUGAUUGCCUAUGUGGUCUUUUCCAAGGCGGAUUACGUCUACGCCGACCAGCUGGAAAAUCUCGCUCGGUUUUUCAUGAACCCGAAGCUGGCCGAUCCGAACUAUGAGGCCGAAGACCUGAUCGACGGAUAUGUCGCCAAUAUCGGCGUUGCCGGAGGCAAGAAAGGGUAUCUGCCAGGACCAACCGGCUCGCUUUUCGGAUUGCCGUUCGGAUCCGAGACAUCCAUCCUGGGAUACCGCAAGGAUAUCUUCGACAAGCACGACCUGAAGGUCCCGGAGACCUAUGACGAACUGCUUGAACUGGUUUGCCUGAUCCCCGAACUCGAGCCUGGAAUGGGUGGUCUGGCGUCUCGUGCUGCAUCGGGCCAUCACGCCAGCCAUGCGUUUCUCCUUCAUCUUGCACCUCUCGGGGGCCGGAUAUUCGACGAUGAGUGGAAACCGAUCGUCAACAACGAAGCCGGUGUCGAAGCUGCCGAAGCGCUCAAGAAAAUCGUGAAUUGCGGUGCGGAAGGUUCCAAGACCUUCGGCUUCGCGGAAGCCGGUGCAUCCUUCCUGCAGGGCAAUUCCGCGAUGUUCCUCGACUCCACGGUCUUUGCUGGCCAGGUCAACAAUCCUGACAAGUCCAAGGUGGUUGGUCUCGUCGAGUGGGCGCCGCAUCCGGUUGGUGAACGGGCAGGCUCCCAGACGGGUGGCUUCGGCAUCGGUAUUCCGAAGAACGCCCAGAACAAGGAUGCAGCCUUCCUGCUGAUGCAGUGGCUGACGUCGAAAAAAGCAGACAAACUGAUCGCCAUGGUUGGCGGAAACCCGUCAAGGUAUUCCACCCAUGCCGAUGCCGAUGUGAAUGAAAAGUUCCCGCAUAUGGCAACUUUCGGUGAAGCCCUGAAGAAUGCUGACCCCGACUGGCGUCCGAUCAUCCCGGUCUGGGGCAAGAUCAAUGCGGAUCUGGGAACCACCUUGUCCAAGAUCAUCGUUGAGGACGCGCCGGUUCAAGAGUCCUUGAACGGUGUCGCCGAGCGCACCCAGGCGAUCAUGGACGAUGCCGGGUACUACACCUGGACCCAGUAA